Molecule: messenger RNA, 1995 nt
Organism: Sitodiplosis mosellana (orange wheat blossom midge)
Lineage: Eukaryota; Metazoa; Arthropoda; Insecta; Diptera; Cecidomyiidae
Product: prolactin regulatory element-binding protein
Exons: 5
Coding region: 445-1794 (449 amino acids)
Biological process (GO): protein secretion
Cellular component (GO): endoplasmic reticulum membrane
Molecular function (GO): GTPase activator activity; guanyl-nucleotide exchange factor activity; protein binding
Source: RefSeq, a predicted model, not a curated record
CAGCCAGCAUAUAAUAAAUGGAGAAUAGAGGAGAUAAUAUAAAGUCGAUGAUUAAAAGCAAUUUAAAAUCGACUUUUUCCCAGAAUUUAUCUGUAUACAAAUAUUACCAUCGAGAAGAUCUUUGAAAAUCAGAUAAGUUGGACUAGUAUGUAGCCAAGACGACCCGGACCGAAACAACAAAUCAUUUGACAUUCGAGUUACGUUAAGUUUGACGUUUGACCGCAACACAAAAUAUUCUAUGUGGCAUAUAUGUACGAAUUGAAACCAGUCGGAUGUUGAAACUAACGACAACUUCUGAUGCAGUGAAUUGAAUGAAAAUAUUAUUACUCGAAAAAAAAACGCGUAAUUGAAUUAAGCUUAUCGGGCUAAAGUGUUGAAUUAAAGUGUAAAUUUAUUAGCUCGAAUAAACUACAAAACAAAAUUUCAUAAAAGAGAUUUGAAGAUAUGGCACCACGUAGAUCGCAUGAAGGUUUACUGGCGCGAGUAAAUUUUCCAUUAUACUCGGUUGAAAUGCUUACAAGCCGUCAUGUUUUGGUUGCUGGUGGUGGAGGAUCGAGUAAAACGGGCGUUGCCAAUGGUUUUGAAAUUUACGAAAUUUACCAUAAUGGACAACACUUUGUUGCUGAAGAAAUUAUACGGCAUGAAACCGGGGCCAAUGUAGUUAUGAACUGUGCGGUGCGAAGCUCGGGAAAUCAUUCGUACUUGUUAGCUGGUCAAGAAAGUCAUUGUCAAUUGUAUCAUGUCAAUGUUAAAAUUGAUAGUAAUGAAAAUGCUUUCGAAAAUGGUCGUAUUGAAACGCUCAAACCAUUAUUGGGGCGAAAAGGAUCUUCUGUUACAUUCGACGAACAGAAUUUACGUAAGAGAAAAGCUUCGCACGAUGUAGCAAAUCAUCGAAGAUUUUCAACAACAUCAAAAAAUGGGACUGCUGAUGGUGGUUAUCAGAAUGAGACGCGUUGUCUACGCUUCGAAAUUAAAGCCGGCGACUUGACGCAAACGGAUUUUUCAAGCGACGGGCCCUUUCAACGAGUGGUUCGCAUUAGUUUAAAUUGUAAAUAUAUGGCAACGGGUGGCACCGAUACGCAUAUCCGAAUUUGGAAAUUUCCAAACAUGGUGCAAAUAUUUGAUAUUGAAGCACACUCAAAGGAGAUUGACGAUUUGGAUUUCAGCCCCAACAGCAAACAAUUGGUUUCAAUUGCCAAAGAUGGUCUGGCAUUUGUUUGGAACGUUGAAACCGGAAAAGAAUGCAGCAAAUUGAAUUGGACUCCACCCAACAAUACAAGAUAUUUAUUCAAAAGAUGUAGAUUUGGUGUCUUUGAAGGGAAAUCGAACCAACAUCGUUUAUUUACGAUUGCCAAUCCUCUGGGAAAAGUUGGGAAACAGGUGGGCUAUUUGCAGGAAUGGAGCCCAGAUAAUGGUGCUCUUAUCAAUUCGACAGUGAUCGAUGAGAGCCUUGCUUCACUGGCAGUGCGGGAUGAUGGUCGAUUCGUUGCAACUGGCACUAUGUUCACGGGUUCAGUCUCAAUAUACAUAUCAUUUAGUUUGCAACGUGUUCUUUACAUUCCCAAUGCUCACUCUAUGUUUGUCACUGGAUUGGAAUUUUUGCCACAGAAGGAUAUUGAUGGUCCAGCUAUAACGAGUAAUACCGAGGCAGCCGUUCUUUCGAUCUCAGUUGACAACAAAAUUUGCAUUCACAGUCUAUCCUAUAGACACAAAAUUCCGGCAUGGUUAGCAAUACUAAUAAUCAUUGGUGCAUUAUUUCUCACAUUUUCACUGUGUUCAUAUGUUGGAUUGUGAAAAGCAAUUAUUCUGCAUUUCUAUUAAAUUAUUAACUGAGUUGAAACUUGCUGAAUUUCUUAACAGUGCACUCUCUCACAACAAAAUGAAUGGAAUGAAUAUAUUGAGUCUUAUUUGUAUAUGUAAAGAUUUUUUUUUUAUUAAUAUAUUGUUAUUGUUCAAAAGGGACACUCGACAUUUUAAAUAAACAAUUUAGCCGGA